UAACCUUGACAAAUCCGCGCACAGUUUUGACCCCCUUUUUCUCUCCCAGCAUCCCUCCUCCUCCACGCAGGGAUGCUGUGACGCCUGUAAGACAACAAGUGAAAAGAGUGGCAGGUGAUCAUUUGUCAUUGUGUUUAAUAAGCGGCACGUUGUGCGUCACGGUGCGCCCCGGACUCUCCACCCUGCAUGUCAAUAGGCAGCGCAGCAUGUGAUACUCCGUCCUCCUCCACCGUCCCGAGAGCGCUCAGUCAGUAACACAGCGAUACGAGACCUGCACGGCGGCUGCAUUCAUGUCUCUCUACACAUAUUUUCUGACAACUGCCUUCACAUCCAACCCUGGAUAUUGCUGAUCGCGGCAAAGGACUCACGGACUGAGGCCAAGAACUGGAAUCCAGCUGUCUCUCUUCAGCAUCACCCUCAUAGCUGCUCAUCUCUUCUCCACUCUUUGCCUCUGUCGCUUCUUUCUAUUCGCACCAGUUUCUCUAUUUCUUUCUCUUUCUCUCUCCAUCUCUCCACCCCCACCCCCCAUCCCUACCCCCAGCCUCCCUGAUGCCUAAGAACAGCAAGGUGACGCAGCGCGAGCAGAGCCAUGAGCAUGUCACAGAGUCGGUGGCUGACCUGCUCGCACACGAGGAGCCGCUCGACUACAAGAACAGCUCCCUGAACGUUGGAGGGGCCGCGGGGAAGAAAGUCCCGCAGAUAGAGGUGCCUGAAAACGAUGGACGACCCGCCUGGAACAGCAAACUGCAGUACAUCCUGGCCCAGGUGGGCUUCUCUGUGGGGCUGGGGAACGUGUGGCGCUUCCCUUACCUGUGCCAAAAGAAUGGAGGAGGUGCCUAUCUGGUUCCUUACUUCAUCCUCCUUAUCAUCAUCGGCAUCCCUCUCUUCUUCUUGGAGCUGGCUGUGGGUCAGAAGAUCCGACGUGGGAGCAUCGGGGUCUGGAACUACGUCUGUCCUCGUCUGGGUGGGAUAGGGAUGUCGAGUCUGAUGGUGUGUGGCUUUGUGGGUCUCUACUAUAACGUGAUCAUCGGUUGGAGCAUCUUUUAUUUCUUCCAGUCCUUCCAGUAUCCUCUACCGUGGAGCGACUGCCCUAUCAGAAAGAAUGGGACACUUGCCAUUGUGGAGCCAGAGUGUGACAAAAGCUCGGCUACUACCUAUUUCUGGUACCGUCAGACUCUGAACACGACCAGCACCAUCGCAGAGAGUGGCGGGCUCAACGUCAAAAUGACCCUGUCUCUGCUGGUGGCGUGGAUCAUCGUCUGCCUCGCCGUCAUUAAAGGAAUCGCCUCAUCUGGGAAGGUGAUGUACUUCAGUUCUCUGUUCCCCUACGUGGUGCUGUUCUGUUUCCUGGUCAGAGGUUUGAUGCUGAAGGGUUCAGUAGAUGGCAUCGCACAUAUGUUUACUCCCAAGUUGGAGAAGAUGUUGGAGCCUCAGGUGUGGCGGGAGGCAGCCACCCAGGUCUUCUUCGCUCUGGGUCUGGGGUUCGGAGGAGUCAUAGCCUUCUCCAGCUACAAUAAGAUCGACAACAACUGUCAUUUUGACGCUGUGCUCGUCUCUUUCAUCAACUUCUUCACUUCCAUUUUGGCCACACUGGUGGUGUUCGCUGUGCUGGGCUUCAAGGCCAACAUCAUGAACGAAAAGUGUGUCGUUGAGAAUGCGGAGAAGAUCCUGGGAUACCUCAACUCCAACGUCCUCAGUCACGAUCUAAUUCCCCCACAUGUGAACUUUUCCCAUCUCACCACGUCAGACUACGCUGAGAUGUACGGAGUCAUCAAGACGGUGAAAGAGGACGGCUUCGCCCAGCUGGGUCUGGAGCCUUGUGUCCUGGUGGACGAGCUCAACAAGGCUGUCCAGGGCACCGGUUUGGCCUUCAUCGCCUUCACUGAAGCCAUGACCCAUUUCCCAGCCUCUCCGUUUUGGUCCGUCAUGUUCUUCUUCAUGCUCAUCAACCUCGGUCUGGGCAGCAUGAUCGGCACCAUGACUGGCAUCACCACGCCCGUCCUCGACGCCUACAAAGUUCAGAAGGAGCUUUUCACAGUGUGUUGCUGCAUUGUGGCUUUCUUCUGCGGCCUGUUGUUCGUGCAGCGCUCAGGAAAUUACUUUGUCACCAUGUUUGACGACUAUUCAGCUGGUCUGCCCCUCACAGUAGUAGUCAUUUUGGAAAAUGUGUCUGUUGCUUGGAUAUACGGCACUAAAAGGUUCAUGCAGGACCUGGAGGACAUGUUGGGUUUCCGGCCGUGUAUAAUCUACUUCUACCUGUGGAAGUACGUCUCCCCUCUCUGUCUCAUCGUUCUCAUCUCAGCCACGGUCAUAGAGAUGGCCAUCAGCCCACCAGGAUACAACGCCUGGGUUCAAGAGCUGGCUCAGGAACGCUUCCAAAGUUACCCUCCCUGGGCUCUGGCCAUGUGUUUCGCUCUUAUCAUCGUAGCCAUGCUUCCCCUCCCUGUUGUCUUCAUCGCCCGCCACUUCAACUUGAUGUCCGACGGCUCCAACAAGCUGUCCGUCUCCUACCGGAAAACUAUGAUGAAAGAUAUGUCCAACCUGGAGGAGCAGGACGAGGCCAGAUUCAUACUCGGCGCAAAACCCGGCGAGGCCCCCAUAGCGCCGGCACGCAGACCCUACCUGACCCCCGGAGGGAACAAACCCAUGGACCCCAACUCCCUGUCACCAAACAGCUGCUACGGUACAAGCUACCAAAACGCUGCCAUAAGCCCGACCACACCGAGUACACCGGACACGCCUGUCACACCAGAGUCUGACUCUUGAAUGCUCUCCAACUCUGACAAACACCCCUCAGACACCAACCCUGUAGUACAGUUUACGUUUCAGCCAUAAAAUCUCCACUGGGGGUCACUGUAGCACCAAGUAUCCCCACCACUGCCCCAUUAAUGCCACAAAACUACAUGUAGCCAUUCCUUUAUCUGAGCACACGCUUCCCAAAAUACCACCAAGAAACCACCUGAGAAGAUUUCAGAAGGUUUCAGAGCAUCUAGAUAAGUCUUUGGAGAUAUUUCUUAAUACCAGGAGGGAAAAAAAAAGACAAAAGUCACUCCUGAUCAAACACUGGAAUCAGGUUAAUAGUGACGUACUGUACAUUUGUAUCUACUGUGUAUUUAAAGUCAUCAGGUUUAUGUGCUGUAGACGAUGUCCUGUGAUCUGCUUUUCUUUGCCUUAGUAGAGGGAUCCUCAGCAGACACAGUCCUCACAGCGUGAUGCACAUGUUUGUCUGCACAGUUCAGGGGAAGAAUGAAUGUAGUGGAGUCAGUUUGGUCCUGCUGUCUGAACAGGUGGAAAACCAUAACAGGUUUAGGAGUCUGAUUAUUUAAAAUUUGUCAGUGUUUGCGCUGCUGCCCUCUGUAGGAAUGCUGGGUGUCACAGACCAGGUCAUGUUCUGUUGUGUGAUGUGUUUACGUUAAGCACAGACACGCAUCACCUAGAAAAGAUCAUCUCGUCGUGUAGAUUUGUUUCACAGGACUCUCUGUAAUGUAAAAUGUGCUGAAGGCUGCUCUAAAGACACCCGAUUGUGUUCCAUUCAGACCCCAAGUCAACCUCCUGCUGUAUUUUGUGCGUGGUCCUUAAUGUUCUUGCUCAUUCUGUAAAAACAGCGAUGUACAGUGUAGUAAUGUAAUAUAGGAUUAUAUAGUUUUUGUUACCUGCCAUUUAAAACCAGUGUCAUCCUCCAUUACACACAACUUGUGCUGUAGAAAAUCAUUAAUUUCAGUUUCACCAAAGAGUAAAAAGUAAAUAGCAAAACACUUGAAAACUAGUACAGGUUUAUAGUCCUGAACCACAAAGAUCAGUGACAGGAAGCACAGUUUGUUAAUGUGGAUACAUACAAAUGUCCAGUUUGUUUGUUUGUUUGUUUGAUGCAGUUUUUACUUUCAUCCUAUGAAAACAUUACUAGAAAAGCACAAAAGAGACGCUUAUUGUGCACAAAAGAAUUACUGGCUCACAUGUGAAAUUAAAAUUAACUGCUCUA
Molecule: messenger RNA, 3979 nt
Organism: Amphiprion ocellaris (clown anemonefish)
Lineage: Eukaryota; Metazoa; Chordata; Actinopteri; Pomacentridae
Product: sodium-dependent neutral amino acid transporter SLC6A17-like
Exons: 12
Coding region: 550-2766 (738 amino acids)
Biological process (GO): L-leucine transport; alanine transport; sodium ion transmembrane transport
Cellular component (GO): plasma membrane; synaptic vesicle
Source: RefSeq, a predicted model, not a curated record